AUGGAGGUCUCAAGUCCGUCUGACAGUCUCCAAAAGGGCCCUCACACAUCGUCAAAUCCCCAAUUGCCGCCCAGCCCGCCUGAUUCAACCAAGGUCUCCAGCGCUUCGAGUAGGAGAAACAGUAAUUCGGAGAUUGCCGAGUCACCGUGCCAUGUCGACAGGUCAGGCAACAAGGCAUCACGGUGUUAUCCACUCCCGCCGAGGUGCAAACCCGACAACAAGGUACUCGCGGAGGACCUGAAGACUCCUGACAACCAUGUCGUUCGGGACCCCCGGCUAAUACGACUGACGGGGAUACAUCCAUUCAAUGUCGAGGCGCCUUUGAGCGAGCUUUUCGACGAGGGGUUCUUGACAAGUAAAGAUCUUCACUAUGUCCGGAAUCACGGGCUGGUACCCAAGGUCGAAGACACCGAGAUCAUGGACUGGGAGUACACAAUAGAGGGGGAGGUCGAGAAUCCUAUACGGAUGAAUUUGGAACAGCUCAUCAAGGAUUACGAACAGAUCACCUACCCUGUCACACUCGUUUGCGCGGGCAAUCGGCGGAAAGAGCAGAACGUCGUCAGGAAGACGAAGGGGUUCUCAUGGGGACCAGCAGGCCUGUCGACGGCCCUGUGGACUGGCGUGGUGAUCGGCGAUCUACUGAAAGCAGCGAGGCCCAAGCGAGGAGCGAAGUACGUGUGUUUCGAGGGGGCCGACAGGCUGCCGAACGGGUACUACGGGACGUCUAUCAAGCUGAACUGGGCUAUGGACCCCAACCGGGGAGUCGUUGUUGCCCACAAGAUGAACGGGGAGAUGCUCGCCCCGGAUCACGGCAAGCCUCUACGGAUCAUCAUCCCGGGACAGAUCGGCGGACGCAGUGUGAAAUGGUUGAAGAAGAUCAUUGUCACCAGGGAGCCUAGCGAUAACUGGUACCACAUCUACGAUAACAGGGUGUUACCGACCAUGAUCAGCCCGGAGAUGAGCGCCGACUUGCCAGACACCUGGAAAGACGAACGUCACGCGAUCUACGACCUGAAUACGAACAGCGCGACGUGCUACCCUGCCCAUGAUGAGAAGUUGCCACUGGGUCAAGGGUUAAAGAGCUACAAGGCUCGGGGGUAUGCGUACGCUGGAGGCGGCAGGAGGAUAACGCGGGUGGAGAUCACGCUCAACAAGGGAAAGACUUGGUUACUGGCCAACAUAUCAUACCCAGAAGACGAGUACCGCCUCGCGCCUGAGGGUGAAGAGUUGUUCGGCGGCCGUUUAGACAUGUCUUGGCGAGAGAGCUGUUUCUGCUGGUGCUUUUGGGACCUGGAUAUCCCAGUGUCACAGUUGCAGGAGUCCGAUGACAUAAUGGUUCGGGCCAUGGACGACGCCAUGAUGGUGCAGCCGCGGGAUAUGUACUGGAGUGUUCUGGGCAUGAUGAACAACCCCUGGUUCCGAGUCGUCAUACACAAAGAGGGCCAUACGCUAAGGUUCGAACAUCCAACCCAACCCGCGCUGAUGCCCGGCGGCUGGAUGGAGAGGGUGAAGAAGGCCGGUGGGAACCUUAGCAAUGGCUACUGGGGCGAGAAGCUGUCUGGCGAGGAUGCGGCCACGGUCGAAGAGGAGCCGGCCAAAGAGAUAUGCAUGAUCAAUAAGGAGGUCACUCGAACAAUUACGAUUGACGAGUUCCGGAAUCAUGGCGGAGAGGUCGAGCCUUGGUUCGUGGUCAACGGCGAGGUUUAUGACGGGACGAAGUUCUUGGAGGGGCAUCCUGGUGGUUCAGUGUCGAUAUUUGGUGCUGCCGGACAGGAUGCCAGCGAGGAAUUCCUUGCCAUUCAUAGCGAGAAUGCCAAGGCGAUGAUGGUGGACUAUCACAUCGGCUCCCUCGACGAAGCCUCUCUAGCCCUCCUGACAGACCGGGAAUCCGAGGUACUCGAGGGUGUCGCCGUGAGAGAGAACUUCCUGCAGUCCAAAGUGUGGAGCAAGGCAGUGCUGUCGGGCAAGAAGAAGAUCUCGGCCGACACCAAGAUCUUCACGUUCAACCUCGAGCACGCGGAGCAGCUCGUCGGGCUGCCCAUCGGCCAGCACCUGAUGGUGCGGCUGCGCGACCCGGCGACGCGCGAGGCCAUCAUCCGCUCCUACACGCCCAUCUCGAAGAACACGGAGCGCGGCAAGCUCGACGUGCUGGUCAAGGUGUACCACGACACGCCGGCGCGCAAGGGCGGGCAGAUGACCCAGGCGCUGGAUGCGCUGCCCAUCGGCCACGCCGUCGACUUCAAGGGCCCCAUCGGCAAGUUCGAGUACCUGGGGCGCGGCGCGUGCACGGUGGCGGGCCGGCCGCGGCAGGUGCGCCGUUUUGUGAUGGUGUGCGCGGGGAGCGGCAUCACGCCCAUCUUCCAGGUACUGCGCGCCGUGCUGGCGGACCGCGACGACCCCACGCGCUGCGUCGUGCUCGACGGCAACCGCGUCGAGGAGGACAUUUUGUGUCGCGCCGACCUCGACGCCAUGGUUUACGGCGACGGCAACGAGCACCGUUGUCGUUUGUUGCACACCCUCACGCGCCCCGGGCCGGACUGGACGGGCCUGCGCGGCCGUCUGAGCGCGGAGCUUUUUGAAAAAGAAGUCGGGCGGGGCCCCGCGGGCGACGGUGGGGAGGACCUCGUGCUCAUCUGCGGGCCCGAGGCGCUCGAGAAGAGCGUCCAUGCUAUCUUCACUGGCUUGGGGUGGAAGGAUGACGAUCUUCUGUUCUUCUAG
Molecule: messenger RNA, 2718 nt
Organism: Anthostomella pinea
Lineage: Eukaryota; Fungi; Ascomycota; Sordariomycetes; Xylariales; Xylariaceae
Source: the annotation of a GenBank genome assembly